CUUGUCCACCAACCCUACCCACCCCCAUCGCAGCCCUCACUGAACGACUAUACGAUACUAUAAUUUAUACUAUUCCCAUCCGUCCGUCUCUCGUUUCUCUGCCUAUCAUCUCUUCCUCUCGGGGAAGCCACUGGUCUGCUCGCCCAAUAGCCUCCAUAUGCACGGUGAACGCCCUGCGACAUCCAAAUCCAGAGGAAUAUGUCUUUAUUACAACACACCACGAGGCUGUUAUGCAGGAGACAAGUGCAAGUUCCUCCACGGUGAAGCGGAGAGGCUCACGCCCUACGACAAGAACAAGCCGUGCCACUACUAUGCCAAAGGUUACUGUCGCCACGGUGUCGACUGCUGGUUCAAGCACGUCGAUCCGAAUCCGCCCAAUGCUACUGCAUCGACAUCGACAUCGCAGCCUGCAGAGGAAGCGGAGGAGCUCGUUUGCUGCAUCUGUUACGAGAAGCUUGUGACAUUCGGCCUUCUGGAGGGAUGUAGCCACGUCUUCUGCGUUGGUUGCAUCCGCGAAUGGCGCGCCUCGUAUGGAAAGUCGGAGGAGGUCGUUGCGUCCGGUGUCACGAAGCAGUGCCCGCUAUGCCGUGCGCCCUCGAAGUUCAUCACGCCAUCGAGCAAGUUUUUCCCGCAGGGUGAUCCGCGGAAGACCGCACUCAUCGAGCAGUACAAGGCAAGCAUGGCUAGGGUGCUUUGCAGACACUUCGAGAAGUCACCGCCCAACGACAGGUUCUGUCCAUUCGGCAAAGAUUGCUUUUUCCAGCAUCGCAAUUCAGAUGGCUCUCCUUAUGUCUUCACGCAUGGCGUCGACCACAACAUGAAGGUCUACCGACGGCGACAAGAAAGGGAGCGAUUCGCAAACUUACGUCGAUUUACGGACAGCGCCCUCCUAGGGUAUGACUCUGACGACGACAUCCUCUCAGACAUCCCCGAGGAACGCGACGACGAAAGCGGGGAUGGCAACUCGGUCACCGGCUCGGACUUGGACGGCAACCUCGACACACUCGCACCUUUCAUCAUCGACAACGAUAUACGGAUGGAGGACAUGGUUGCCAGACUAGCAAUUCUCCUAGAUACUCGAGUAGGCCUUGUGCCUGACUUCGUCGAUGCUCACGACCGCGCUGUAUCGCCCAUCGGAACGGACGAAACGCUCGUGAACACGACAGGAGCAGAGCCUACGGCGGCGCAGUCAACGGCAGUGUCGCGUGGUCAGUCCCCAUUGCCCAUACUGGAACCCAGAGCGGCGACUCCCCCCAUCCCUGCGCCCGACCCAGCGGUGCAACGUCCGUCAGUUCGUCCGACUCGAGCCGCAUCUGAGCCUCUUCCUCGGAGCCGCUUCAGCACAGUCGUCGAUCGGCGACCACGAUCGAUCUCGGAUCAUUUGGACGCCACCCUCGACGACGCGCGCCCUCUUCCUGAUUCAGCGAGUAGCGCAGUCAUUCCAGCUUCAGCCGACUCUCCCUCAACACAAGGUGAUCGCGUGCAGAAUGACGAGCAGGUCUCACGCGAGGCAGAGGCAUUGCUGGACGAGGCACCAGACUUCGAUAGGCGAGUCGAGGACGUGAUGCGUUCACUGGAGGCGAGUGACAUCCCCGCCUCGCCGUUGGCUGCUGUCGUCGAGCCUCCGCGCGAGGAAGCGAGGUCUCCCUGCGCGGAUGCCGCUACCGAGGCCAUGCAAGACGUCGAGCCGCCAUUCUUGACGGACGGACGCGGGCGUGUCGUCUGGAGCAACACGGCUGCUGGGCGCCACCGGGAUGGGAGGCGAGUCCGCGCUUCGACCGCUCCAGCACAAGUGCAGCAGAAGGGGCGGAGGGACGUACCGGAUACCGAGACAGCCUCAAUGCGGAACGCAGAAGACUCCGCAGACGAGAGCGUGGCUAGGCAGUCUAGUCGCCCCCGUGCCCCGCGUGCCCAGACGAGUGGUGCGGCCAUAGAGGGAGGGACGUGGGUGCCGGUGGAGCCGUGAUGGAUGGCUGUUGAACGCACGGACGCUAAAUGUGUGUGUGUGCGUGACCUGCGAGCGCAGAUGCUUGUGUAUCCGCUGUCUGGGACUGCUUUCGUUCGAGGAUUGUUUUACGAAACUGUACUAUAGUGCUAAGUAUCGCCGACCAUGUGACCCUGUCGUACUUUGCGUUUGCGUGUGUCGCCAACCGAGUUGUGGGUGGUUGGCUGCUCUCUGCGCCGACCGCGAAUAAGAGCAGGAGGAUUGAAA
This is a messenger RNA of Rhodofomes roseus, 2212 nucleotides long. RefSeq lists its product as uncharacterized. The transcript has 5 exons. The record is from RefSeq and is a predicted model, not a curated record. Gene Ontology annotation, molecular function: metal ion binding; ubiquitin protein ligase activity. NCBI's taxonomy places the organism in Eukaryota, Fungi, Basidiomycota, Agaricomycetes, Polyporales, Fomitopsidaceae. Bases 158 to 1966 code for a protein of 602 amino acids. Gene Ontology annotation, biological process: protein polyubiquitination.